GUUUCAAGUUCGAGUUUUAUGAAUGGAGAAGCCAACGUUGAACUGCUCCCCGAAUGGGGUCCGACUCGGCUCGAGGAAUACCCUAGAUUCCAAAAAAAAAAAAAAAAAAAAAUGAAACCGGCUUUGAAAUUACGCGGAAGCAGUUUGGGAUCCCUGCCCGCAGUUCGGACAUUUUUGGGGUUUUCAACGUUCUUCUUCGUUGUUCCAGUCUUCCAGAGAUGAGAGAAGAGAGUUUGGCUCCGAAAUUGGAGGAUGCAAAGAAGUAUCUGGAGGUGACGCAGGACGAGUUAGAGGCCGUGUCGCGACUCGUUUUUCCAAGCGACAGACUCAUAUACGAUAAUUUCGUUGAGUCAGGCAUCCGAGUUGACCGAGUCCAACCCGGAUUCGUCGUCUGCACUUUCAAAGUCCCUCCCCGCCUCACCGUGAGUCUUCCCACCGCUCACCCACUUUUCCUCGAUAGAGCUGGAAAUCUGGCGAAUGGUGCAAUUGCAACCCUUGUUGAUGUAGUUGGUGCCUCUACUGUUUUUGUUCCACAUAUCCCUAUGACCGUUUCAGUGGACAUGUCCAUCUCGUACAUGGCAAAGGCGAAGCUUAAUGAUGAGCUAGAGAUCACCUCAAAACGGUUAGGACAAAGAGGACGUUACUAUGGAACCUAUGUACUUCUACGAAACAAAGCAUCUGGGGAGAUUAUUGCUGAAGGUCGACAUUCGUUGUUUCGUCCAUCUUCUACCAGCAAACUCUGAGUCCUUUCCACAUAUACAAGUAUAAACGGUGCAGGAACACCCCCCCCCCCCCCCCAAAAAAAAAAAAAAUCCCGGCCUUCCGGCUUUCUGUUGCUGCUACCCCUCUUCUUUCUAUUCUCUAGCCCAUUACCCACGCCCUCAAGUCCUCCUCCUUCCCCCUCCGCCCUUUUCCCUCUUGCCGCAACCCAACCCGACACCCACACCCUCAAGGUCCUCCCCCUUCCCCUGUCAAGCUUUCCCUCCUCUGGUUUUCUCCUGCGGUGCUUUAUUUAUGUUUUCCUUUUGGCUUUCUUUGAGCUUUGUCUCAAUUUUCUUGAGCUUUGUCUCCAUUCCCUGAGCUUGUCUCAGAUCGGAACCUUUAGACACCUCUCUUGCUCCGAUGCUUCCUUCCGUCGUGUGUCCACAACUACCAACCACUGCUACCCGGCCCCGGGUGCUUUUCCUCGGUGACGCGAUUGGGUUUUGGGUGGCUGCUAAAGUGCUUUUUGCACUAUUUGGUAGGAUUAUGAGAUCGCUCACUGCACUGGUGGCUCGCUCACCCCCAUGUUCCGUUGAUCCUGUUGCUCUGUUUGGUUCGUUUUUUUUUUUUGUGGUGAUGGUCUUCCGAUGGUGGCGCUUCAGAUUUGGUGGUAGCUGCUGGUUUCCUUUUUAAUUUUAGGGGUGUAUUCGAUUGGGAAUUUGAGAGAUUUUAAUGGAUUUAUAAAUCCACGAAUUUUUAUGGAGUUUAACUGAUUUGUAGAGA
Messenger RNA from Malus domestica (apple), 1485 nucleotides. NCBI's taxonomy places the organism in Eukaryota, Viridiplantae, Streptophyta, Magnoliopsida, Rosales, Rosaceae. The record is from RefSeq and is a predicted model, not a curated record.